UUACUCUUUGAUACUAUAUAAGUGCAGUUUUCUCACAUUUGCUCAUUUUUCUUUUUGCUGUUGUUGAUUUGAGUAUAGUUCUUCUUUUUUACAAUUGUGUUAAAACAGCACUAUGGAUAAAACAGAUUUUUAUUUGCUAUCAUCUUCAGAGAUAGCAGAGAUGAUUGAAGAUGAUGAUAAUUUUUUUUCUUCAGAGGAAGAGGAUGAUAUUUUGGAGCAGCGAGGAUCAGACUCUGAGUCUGAACAAUCUUGUUCAGACCUAGACGAGGUUAGUACUUCUGGUUCAUUUUUUAUGGGUAAAGACCGUGUAACUAGGUGGAAUAAGAAAAUGCCCUUUCAAUCUCAGAGGAGAGGAAAGGAAAAUAUUAUAACUCAUUUGCCUGGCCCAAAUGGAAUAGCGAAGUUUGUCAAAACACCUUCAGAAUGCUGGAAGUUAUUUUUUUGAUGACGAUAUAUUAAAUCAUAUUGUCGAAAAUACAAAUAAGUAUAUGGAGAUAAUAAAAGAAAAAUUUAGCCGAGAGCAGGAUGCAAUCUCAACAAAUGUUUGUGAAGUAAAAGCUUUUAUAGGAAUAUUGUUUGCAUGUGCGGUGAUGAAAUUAAAUAAAGUAAAUGUUAGAGAUAUUUGGACCUCUGAUGGUUUCGGAAUAGAAAUUAUUAAGCCUGUGAUGUCGGAGAAAAGAUUUAAUUUUUUAAUAAGAGCAUUAAGAUUUGACGAUAAAACAACUAGAAAUGACUGCCAUAAUACUGACAAACUCGCUGCGGUGCGAGAUAUUUUUGAGAAAUUUGUUACUAAUUGUCAAAAGAAUUAUUGCCCAUCGGAAUAUUUAACUAUAGACAAGAUGUUGGAGGCAUUUAGGGGCAGAUGCCAAUUACGGCAAUACAUUCCAAGCAAGCCGUCAAAAUAUGGGAUAAAAAUUUUUGCCUUGACAGAUUCAAGGACUUUUUAUAGUAGCAACUUAGAAGUAUAUGCGGGAGUGCAAUUGCAGGGCCAAUAUUUUAUAAGUAAUUCUCCUAAAGAUGUUGUGUUAAGAUUAUGUAAACCCGUAGCAGGCUCUGGAAGGAAUAUAACAUUUGAUAAUUGGUUUACAAGUUACGAACUUGCAUUAAAACUAUUAGAUAUUAAGCUGAUGUCAGUCGGUACUUUAAAAAAAAAUAAAAGAGAAAUACCGUCAGAGUUCAUCAGUUCAAGAAACAGAACUGUAUUCAGUAGCAUCUUUGGAUUCCAAUAAAAGUGUACUUUAGUAUCAUACUCUCCCAAAAAAAAUAGAGUAACUCUCUUACUGUCAACUUUUCAUCACAACAAUAACAUUGCUCCUUCAACCCACGAAAAAAACAAACCCAAAAUCGUAACGUUUUACAAUCUUACAAAGGGAGGUGUGGACGUUGUUGAUGAACUGGCGUCACGUUAUAAUUGCUCAAGAUACUGCUGACGCUGGCCCCUUGUUAUUUUUUUAUAGUUUGCUAAAUAUUUUGGCCAUAAAUUCCCAUGUCAUUUAUUAUCUAAACAAUAAACUUCCACAAAACCAAUGCAGAAGACACUUCAUGAAACUGCUAUCGAUUGAACUAAUGACUCUGCAAUUAAAAUUACGUGCACAAAAAGAAACUUUACCAAGAAACAUUAGGACGGCAGCCCUUAAAUUCUCUAAGUUGCAACAUGAAACAUCGGAAACAACAUCAGCAGCAUCAACAUCACGGAAGCAAUCAUUUUGUUCUGAUUGCAGUUAUAAAAAGGGCAGGAAAACGACAAAUCGGUGCUUUCGAUGUAAUAAAUACAUUUGUGGUGAGCACUCACAUACUCUAUGUAAGUCAUGUAUAGAAAGUUCAGAAAGUACAAUAGAAUUAGAAAGUUAACACUAUAUGAACGUAUUCAUUUUUUAUAUUACCUAUUUUUCUGUAUUUUUUUUAUUUUCUGAGUUAGGCAUAAGAGGUUGCUUUCAUGGACUUGCAAAC
Molecule: messenger RNA, 1950 nt
Organism: Centruroides sculpturatus (bark scorpion)
Lineage: Eukaryota; Metazoa; Arthropoda; Arachnida; Scorpiones; Buthidae
Exons: 1
Coding region: 489-1229 (246 amino acids)
Source: RefSeq, a predicted model, not a curated record